Gigantopelta aegis is the source of this 525-nucleotide messenger RNA. RefSeq lists its product as uncharacterized. Bases 1 to 525 code for a protein of 174 amino acids. The transcript has a single exon. The record is from RefSeq and is a predicted model, not a curated record. NCBI's taxonomy places the organism in Eukaryota, Metazoa, Mollusca, Gastropoda, Neomphalida, Peltospiridae.
AUGUCUGGUAAGUCGGGUCAGGAGUACAAGAUCGAGCUGCAAGAUAUUUAUUUCAAGAUAUGUAAACUGAAAAUGAACAGUGCUCUUAUUUUAACGCACAACAAGCUAUUUGAAAAGUCCAACACUCUAUAUCCAUUCACUAAAACAGAGGUUAAAAUGAGCAGUAUCGCUUCUUCGCAACAUAGUUAUGUUUGGGAUAGUGUGUUUCAGUCGCAGUGUCCAAACAUAUUGGUUGUUGGGUUUGUCGAUGGAGACGGUGUGAAUGGAUCUUAUACAAAGAACCCGUUUAAUUUUCAGAGAUCAUUUGUGAAAACGGUGGCAUUGUAUUUAGAUGGUGUCAGUGUACCUGGUCGACCCAUCGAAGGAGACGACGUGAGCGCCUACGUGAAUUUGUUCGAGGGCUUGAACAAUUGGAAUAAAAACAGUGGAAACUACAUUGAAAGAACGGAAUUUGCUUUUGGAAAUGGACCAUUUGUGUUCAGUCUUGAAGCCGUUUUUGUUGACUCAUUAUUUAAGUUUGCUUAA